Molecule: messenger RNA, 1523 nt
Organism: Daldinia loculata
Lineage: Eukaryota; Fungi; Ascomycota; Sordariomycetes; Xylariales; Hypoxylaceae
Exons: 2
Coding region: 199-993 (264 amino acids)
Source: RefSeq, a predicted model, not a curated record
GGAUGAGAUGAUUGGAGAGCUCUUUACCCUUUCCAGCCAACCUCGGUCAAAGGUAUAUUUAGGUAGUGAUGUACCGACAUCGACAUAAAUAUAGAGUCCAGGGGAGCUACCAUCAUGUCUCAUUUAUUUUAUCUAUGACAACUACUCAUAACGGCUACAUGGAAAUAUUGAGGAAUAAUAAGGGGUCAUCCGAAAAGAAUGGUUCUUUGCAAUUUACAUUUCAUCUCGCUCAAGGACGGAGUUUCGAUCGGCUCAUUUCUCGCCAAGUUCCGUCGAAGCGGCAUUAAGCCCGUCGUACAGGCCCGAGUCAUUCGGUGGAUGGUCCUACCCACACAGAUUUCAAUAGGCCACCUCUUGGGCCGAAAUAUCCACUGGGAUCUUCUUCUGGUACUGGGGGGGAAUGAUUUUAUUCCUCAUGAAGCACAGCUAGAUAUCGAUGCAACUUGGACGGCAUCGAGUGGUGUCUCAUCUAAAGCUAUAUCAAAUUAUGAAGCUAUGAACGCAGAACUACUUCACCCGCCGCCCGGCUCCGUCAAAUCACCAGAAAAACAUACCAUUGAACCAUCAAGGACAUCGCAAAACCUCGAAAUGAGCCCCGAGUUAGAAGAGUGGAUGACGGCGCUACCAACGCCGUUGAAGGAGCACCCGGUCUCGAUGCUAAACUUACUUGCUUUCAAUCCCGGGAAGAAGGAUCAAUAUAAGCAAUACGGUGUUGAGUUCUCGGCCAAGGUCGGCUCUAAACAUGGCGGACGGGUGAAGAUUGUCGGGAGGGUGGUAGGUGGCCAAGCGCAUGGAGAUGGAUGGGAAGAAAUCGCAUUCGUACAUUAUCCGUCUGUUCAACACUUUGCUUCCAUGGCGGGGAGUAAGGACUAUCAGGAUGUCAAUCACAGGUAUCGUCUUGGGGCGCUUAAGGAUACAUUCAUCUGCUGUGUUAUGGAGGUUGACGACAAUGGCAAUCUCGGCAAUCUUCGUUCCACUAAAGAGAAGCUGUAAGCGUCAUAUUAAAUCUACCACGAGGUGUCUAAAAGCCUAUGAUGUACAUAUCGAUUCGACGGGAUGUCUUAGACCAAACAAAGGUCGGGUCCAUCAGUUGAGGCCGAUGUUGCCACCAACGAAUGAAAGUCCGUACUGGAUAGUUGUAAACACCGAGUACCAUGAGAUUACGUACCUAACUGAUCCUUGGGGUAUUCUGGGGUAUAACAAAAGAACGAACGUAUUAGCUUCUCUUAUAAAUAACAAGGAAAUCGAUGCGACGGUAUUAAAGCUCACGAGGUAUUCCAGACCAGCCCAUCACACUGUAUUUGUAGACACCAAGAUGGGGAGAAUGGACCUAUAAAGGCCCUAGGACUUGUUUAGCAGAUUUGCUGGUGUGUAUGGUAGUCUCGGCAGCUUUUUUUUAUCUGUAGGAUGACGUCUCGAUAGUAUGGGGUCACGCACGCCUGGGAGAUCUUAGACCCUGGCAACCCCGCAAUAUCGACUCAAGAUGCAUAUGGUAUACGGAAUAUAUAUCAUAGUAGUAAAGG